AUGGAGUGCAUCAUUACUCCUAUUUCCGUCCGUGGGAGCAAAGAGUUACAGAGGAUAUAUAUUCAGUGUAUUGGGGUCCUAGCUGUGUUGGAAGGAAGGAGUGUGGUUUUGGGUUCUCACACUGGCUCUGGCAAGACUCUCGCUUACAUGUUGCCUCUGGUUCAGCUACUAAGACGGGAUGAGGCACUCUCUGGUGUGCUAAUGAAGCCAGGGCAUCCUCGAGCUGUUGUGCUAUGCCCAAGGGAGCUAUCUGAGCAGGUGUUUCGUGUGGCAAAAUCUAUCAGUCAUCAUGCACGGUUCAGGUCCACUAUGGUAAGUGGUGGUGGUCGUCUAAGACCCCAGGAGGACUCAUUGAAUAUACCAAUUGAUAUGGUUGUUGACCCUGGCAGGGUUCUUCAACAUAUUGAGGAGGGGAAUAUGGUUUAUGGUGAAAUUAAAUACUUGGUGUUGGACGAGGUAGACACGAUGUUUGACCGUGGAUUUGGUCCCGACAUUCGCAAGUUUCUUGCUCCAUUAAAAAAUCGUGCAUCAAAAUCUAAUGAUCAAGGAUUUCAAACUGUUUUGGUCACUGCGACAAUGACAAAGGCAGUGCAAAAGCUGAUUGAUGAGGAAUUUCAGGGAAUAGUACAUUUGCGCACUUCAACACUGCAUAAGAAGAUUGCAUCUGCUCGCCAUGAAUUUAUCAAACUUUCGGGUUCUGAAAACAAGCUGGAGGCAUUAUUACAGGUUCUUGAGCCAAGUUUGGCAAAAGGAAACAAGGUAAUGGUGUUUUGUAACACAUUGAAUUCUAGUCGUGUUGUGGAUCACUUUUUUGGAGAAAACCAAAUUUUCACUGUCAAUUACCAUGGUGAGGUGCCAGCAGAACAAAGGGAUCACAUAGGGAGUGAAAGGGAGACGCUUAAUUGA
Molecule: messenger RNA, 906 nt
Organism: Vitis riparia (riverbank grape)
Lineage: Eukaryota; Viridiplantae; Streptophyta; Magnoliopsida; Vitales; Vitaceae
Product: DEAD-box ATP-dependent RNA helicase 39-like
Molecular function (GO): ATP binding; nucleic acid binding
Source: RefSeq, a predicted model, not a curated record